Messenger RNA from Heterobilharzia americana, 1674 nucleotides. NCBI's taxonomy places the organism in Eukaryota, Metazoa, Platyhelminthes, Trematoda, Strigeidida, Schistosomatidae. The record is from the annotation of a GenBank genome assembly.
AUGGCUGUACAAAUUCAGAAUCACAAACUGAAAACUGCUAUUCCUGUUAAUAACCAACUGUUGGCUGCAAAUUAUAAAUUCGACAAAAUUUUUCUCAAUAUUUCACAGGAGGAAAUUUAUAAUGUAACAGCAAGCACUUUAAUCAAAGAUGCUUUAAUAGGAAUAAAUGGCACUAUAAUGUGCUACGGACAAACUGGAGCUGGGAAAACAUAUACAAUGAGUGGUCUAUCGCAGCUAUAUGUUGAUAGAGGAAUUAUACCGCGAGGUAUUGCUCAUUUGUUUGAAGAAAUUCAGAAGAAUUCAGCACUUUCAAUUAGCGUAAAGUUAUCAUAUUUUGAAAUAUACAAUGAACAAAUUAUUGACUUACUGAAUGAUAUUUCUUCCAAUAAAGCAUUGGUGAAACAGUCUUUUGAUUCCCUCCAAGUAGCAGAAUCCAAUGAUCAAGUUUACAUUAAAGGAUUAAAGUGUUUAACAGUAAAUAAUUUGGAAGAGGCGUUAACUGUACUAUUUGAGGGUGAAUUAAAUCGAACGAUUGCAUCGCAUUCAUUGAAUCGUUUAUCAUCUCGUUCUCAUGCUAUAUUUACAAUAUAUCUGAAAAUAAUUGAUCCAAUGGACAGUAAUGGAUGCACCAGAUGUAGUAAAAUUCAUUAUGUGGAUUUAGCUGGUUCAGAAAGAUUGAAAGGAACACAAACAACUGACAAACUUUUCAAAGAAGCUACAUACAUUAAUCGAUCUUUAGCAUUUCUGGAACAAACUAUCCUAGCCUUAUCCGAUCCAUCUAGAAACUAUAUUCCUUACCGGCAAUCGAAACUGACACAUUUCUUGAAAAAUAGCAUUGGAGGUCGUUGUCAAACUAUCUUAAUAGCAAAUGUAUGGAAUAAAUGUGAAUAUGUCAAUGAAACUUUAUCAACCCUAAGAUUUGCAAGUCGAGCGAUGUCAGUACCUUGUAAACCUGCUAUCAAUCAAACACGUGAUCCUAUGGCAAUAAUCAAGAAUUUGGAAAAAUUCAAUGGUGACCUACUUCGAGAACUUCUAAUGUACGAUACAUUGAAUAACCGCGGACAAAUAAGUUACGAACCUUUGACAGAAAAACAAAGACAUAAGAUACGAAAUUCUGUUUUAAAAUAUUUGAACAAUGAAGUGAAAGAUUUAGAGUGUUUCAAUGAAUCACUCAACCAAUAUGAAACAGAAUUAACUAGUCCAAAAAGAUCAACAGAUGUGUUUCAUACAACUACAUUGAAUAAUGAUAUGAAUAAGUUGGUAACAGGUGUUAAGUCAAUCAACAAUGUAGCCACAGCUGCUUAUGCCAAGCAGAGUUAUGAUACUAACGAUUAUUUAUUGCAGUUUAAACAAGUUCAAGCAGAUCAUUUUUCAAAUGAUGCAGAUUUGUCAUAUCAGCGGGCUAAGGAAAUGGUUGCAUACAGACAAGUUUGUCAGGGAAAGCCACAAAAUUUUCGAAAAUUCUACCGUUCUUUGAAAUUUGGAUCAGUACCAAUGACUACUAGAAUAAAUGAAUCAGUAUUAAGUAACCGUUGCGAAUAUGUGAAGUUUGAUUCACAAGGUGAAGAACGGAAGAAGGGGUUGAUUUUCGAACUUGGUUUAAAGACACCGUCUGAUGCUGAAUUUCGUAAUCAAAAAGACAGUAAAUGUCGACCAGGUGAAGAUAAUAAAUAA